Lodderomyces orthopsilosis Co 90-125 is the source of this 747-nucleotide messenger RNA. RefSeq names its product 40S ribosomal protein uS5 (gene RPS21). The record is from RefSeq and is a predicted model, not a curated record. Gene Ontology annotation, molecular function: RNA binding; structural constituent of ribosome. Gene Ontology annotation, biological process: translation. Bases 1 to 747 code for a protein of 248 amino acids. Lineage: Eukaryota; Fungi; Ascomycota; Pichiomycetes; Serinales; Debaryomycetaceae. The transcript has a single exon. Gene Ontology annotation, cellular component: cytosolic small ribosomal subunit; ribosome.
AUGUCAUCAGAAGCUCCAAAAAGACAAUUCGGUGGUAGAAGAAGAGGAGGGCCAAGAAGAGGAAGAAGAGAAGAAGAAAAAGGAUGGACUCCAGUUACCAAAUUAGGUAGAUUGGUGAAGGCAGGUAAGAUUACCAGCGUUGAAGAAAUCUACUUGCACUCAUUGCCAGUUAAGGAAUUUCAAAUCAUUGAUUUGUUGUUGCCAGAAUUGAAAGAUGAAGUUAUGAAGAUUAGAUCUGUUCAAAAACAAACCAGAGCUGGUCAAAGAACCAGAAUGAAGGCUGUUGUUGUCAUUGGUGAUUCAAACGGUCACGUUGGUUUGGGUAUCAAGACCGCCAAGGAAGUUGCCUCUGCUAUCAAGGCCGCUAUUGUCAUUGCUAAAUUGUCAAUCAUUCCAAUCAGAAGAGGUUAUUGGGGUUCUAACUUGGGUCAACCACACUCUUUGCCAUGUAAGGUCACUGGUAAAUGUGGUUCCGUUACUAUUAGAUUGAUCCCAGCCCCAAGAGGUAAAGGUAUUGUUGCUUCCCCAGCUGUCAAGAAAUUGUUGCAAUUGGCUGGUGUUGAAGAUGUCUAUACCCAAUCUAACGGUUCUACUAGAACUACUGAAAACACCUUGAAGGCUACCUUCGUUGCUAUUGGUAACACCUACGGUUUCUUGACUCCUAACUUGUGGAAGGAAACCCCAUUGGUUGCAUCCCCAUUGGAAGUUUACGCUGAAGAAGCUGCUGCUGGUAAAAAGAGAUACUAA